CAGAGUAUAUCAUCCUUUUGAUUUGUGCUUCUUUUAACUUUACCUUUUAAAAUUCUUCAUAAACCCCCAUGACCCCAUCACUUGUAAAAAAAAACGAACGGUUGCGAAAAGCCUAAACUAAAAUUGGUAGAAGAAUCUGAAAUGACGAUUACACUAUCCGCACACUUUGUGUUGAUCCAUGGCGCGGGGUAUGGAGGGUGGUGCUGGUACAAAAUCCGAUGUCUACUUGAAAGCACUGGGCAAAAGGUUAGUUGCCCGGACCUUAGUUGCUCCGGGAUAGACCUAACGGAUGUUGAUACUAUCCGUUCUUUCCAAGAUUAUAAUAAGCCUCUCGAUGACAUUUUAGCAAGCCUACCAGAAGGUGAAAAGGUAAUUUUGGUAGGGCAUAGUGCAGGAGGUUUGAGUGUUACAAAGGCCAUUCAAAACUUUCCCGAUAAAAUCCAAGUCGGGGUAUUUAUUGGCGCGGUGAUGCUCCGUAACGGGUUCCAAACUGAACAAGAUAGAAAAGAUGGGACACCUGAUUUGUCCGUAAACAGCGAAGUAUCUAACAAUGUCAAUCCUCCUCCAAGUGCGAUUUACAACAAAGAAGAUCAACGUAAGAUAUCGUGUCAAAUGUCUCCUUUAGAGGUAUGGUGAUGCAUUCAUUAGUGUCAUGAACAGGUUCAUAGCUAUCAAACAUGCUAGUCUAGCACACAUGUGAUCAGAUGCACCACUAUCCAAUAGCCAACUAGAGUGUGAGCAUGUAAGAAAGCAAUAUGUAUUACCUGCCAUGAAAGCAUGACCAGAAGUUUCUCCUUCUUCUGUUGAAGUGUCUGUGGUGCUAGGCUUAUCUGACCGUUGUUUGUUAAGUAAACUCAACAGUUGUGUACAUUGUUCUGCAGUAAGAAAACCAGGUUGUGGUUGUUCCUUGUCACUGGGAUAAAACUGUUGUUGAUAAUCUGCCAUAUCAUCAAAAUAAGUGUCAUCAGAAUAAACAGCUGCAGCAGUUCUUUUGUCAUUCUUAAAGCCUGUGAAUCCUGGAGAAAAUCCAUGUAACUUGAAACAUCUUUCAGUGAUGUGCCCAUUCACCUUGCAAUGAUCACAGAAGUAGGUAAAAGGCUUUCUGUAUCCAGUUGAUUUGUUACCUCCUGAUUUCCUGAUUGAUAAGCCUGAUUACUGUAUUGGUAAGAGUUUCUUCCAUACGGUUGUGACCGCUGACCCCUAUAGGAAGUGUAGUUGUUGUUCUUGGGAUGAUAAUCAUUAUACCUUCUUCUAUCAGCACCAAAGGCAUGACUCUCUGUCUGUGUUGGUGAUGCAAUUUCUCUUUGCCUUUCUUCUUGUGUUAACAUUCUGUAUGCAUGAGUAAUUGUUGGAAGAGGUUGCAUCAUCAACAAAUUACCUCUAGUUGUUGCCAGAUGUUCUCCCAAUUCAUCAAAAAUUGCAUGAGCCUUUUAUCUUGUUGCAUCUUGAAAACCUUUUGAGUCAGAUUACAUGUGCACAUAUUACAAGUACAAGAUGAUAAUUGAUUAGCUGCACUCAUCUUGUCCCAU
Molecule: messenger RNA, 1529 nt
Organism: Spinacia oleracea (spinach)
Lineage: Eukaryota; Viridiplantae; Streptophyta; Magnoliopsida; Caryophyllales; Amaranthaceae
Product: methylesterase 17-like
Exons: 4
Coding region: 142-636 (164 amino acids)
Biological process (GO): jasmonic acid metabolic process; salicylic acid metabolic process
Molecular function (GO): methyl jasmonate esterase activity; methyl indole-3-acetate esterase activity; methyl salicylate esterase activity
Source: RefSeq, a predicted model, not a curated record